AUGUCAGAAAACAUCAGAAUGGAUCCUGCUGCGUUAUCACAUAUAAAUGACGGUCUUGGACCUGCAUCUUCUGGAUCUGCACCUUCCAAAUCAGCAUCGCCAUCAUUAAAGACAUCAACACAUCCUCGACCUACGUUUAAUCAUUCAUCAACAUCAUAUGCUACCAGGAAUCAAACUCAAUCCUCUUAUCAUCAAGAACCCACAUCAUACAUAUCUCGAGAUGAUCAUCACAACGAUAACAACUAUGCAGAUGAUGAAUUGCCGUCAAAGGAAUCAUUACCUUCUUCAUCAAUGUAUCCACCGAUAGAGUCCCUACAUCCUUAUUCUCAUCCAGGAUAUACUUCCACAGAAAGAGAAAGGAGAUUCAACGGAAACAGAAAUAGAUCAGUCAGUCUAUCAUUGAACGAAAUGUGGGAUAAAUCAAGGUCUGUUUGCUCGUUGAAAGGUGAACAUGGUGCGGGGAAAAGUAUGAUGUUAGGAUGGAUCAUAACGACUUUGAUAGUCUUAGGAAUACUAGGUUGGUGGAGACGAGAACUGUUUGAAGCCCUGGAUGACCUUUCCAAGUAUUUAUCAAGUCAAGGAUACUACGGACAUUUGAUAAUCUUCAUCUUGAUUUUAAUAACGACAAUACCGCCUAUACCCCUCUAUUCAACAUUGAUCGUAUUGUCAGGUUAUACUUUUGGCGUAUGGGAAGGGUUCCUGAUCAGCUACGCAGCAAGUCUAUUUGGCGCAGUUCUGGUGUUUGGUGUUAGCAGAGUCUGGUUGAGAGAUGUCAUCGGAAGAUGCCUCUCGUCCUCACCAACAUCAUCAACACUCCUGUCGCUACUCUCCUCCCAUCCUCAUUUACUCCUACUGAUUCGAAUCGCACCUUAUCCGUACAACCUAUUGAACGUAAUACUCGCCUCAUCGCCCUCGUUAUCUCUCCGAACAUAUACGGCAUGUACUGCUCUGAGUCUAUGUAAAUUGGUUUUACAUACUUGGAUAGGAGCAGGAAUACAUAACCUAUCUACUGCAUAUGGACAUAACCUCUCAGAUUCGGACAAGCAAAAUGGUGAAACAUCAGAUGAAGAUUCAGAAGGACACUGGCCUUCUCCUCAUCUCCCUCCACCUCCACAUUAUCAUUUCCACGGUAACCAUGGGAACGAACAUGGUCAUGGAGAAUGGUCAAAUAACAGGGAAGAUAUUAAAGCUUAUUCGACUUGGUUCGGAAUAGCACUUUGCAUUGGACUAUUUUGCUAUUUAACUUAUAUUGCCAAGAAAGCAGUUAGAGAAGCUCAAAGAGAACAAGAAAGGGAAAUGGCAGAGAGCGGUCAAGGUUUAUUGAUUUCUAGAAGAAGCGAAGAAGGUGAAGAAGAAGUUUAA
Kwoniella shivajii is the source of this 1362-nucleotide messenger RNA. RefSeq lists its product as uncharacterized. Lineage: Eukaryota; Fungi; Basidiomycota; Tremellomycetes; Tremellales; Cryptococcaceae. The record is from RefSeq and is a predicted model, not a curated record. The coding region runs from base 1 to 1362 and encodes 453 amino acids. The transcript is spliced from 3 exons. Gene Ontology annotation, biological process: mitotic spindle elongation; vesicle-mediated transport. Gene Ontology annotation, cellular component: Golgi membrane.